Messenger RNA from Synchiropus splendidus (mandarinfish), 1469 nucleotides. RefSeq names its product CD209 antigen-like protein E. Gene Ontology annotation, biological process: biological process involved in interspecies interaction between organisms. The record is from RefSeq and is a predicted model, not a curated record. Gene Ontology annotation, molecular function: carbohydrate binding. Lineage: Eukaryota; Metazoa; Chordata; Actinopteri; Syngnathiformes; Callionymidae. Bases 2 to 670 code for a protein of 222 amino acids. Gene Ontology annotation, cellular component: external side of plasma membrane. The transcript has 6 exons.
CAUGGCAGAGGUGGUUCGUGAAGAAAGCAUCAGAAUAGCAACAGAAUGCAACAACAUGCCUGAAACUUUCUCCCCAGGGUCAACUACUGCAGCGCCUGUCUUCUCCAACAAAGGGCAGAGUUACUACAAGGGCCUCGCUGUGGCGUUUGGACUCCUGUGUCUCCUACAAGUCGGUCUCAAUGUUUCCCUUCGUAUAUACAAUUCUGGAAAGAUGCCCAACAUUGACUUCAAUCGUGCAAAUGAGACUGCAGUCAUGAAGAUGAAGCUCAAUGAAUUAGAUGAGUAUUUCCAACAAGGAUGGCUGUAUUUCCGAACCAGUCUCUACUACGUGUCACCAGUGAAGAAAUCCUGGUUUGACAGCAGAAACUUCUGUGUUAAAAGAGGUGCAGACCUGGUGGUCAUCAACAGCAGAGAAGAGCAGGAGUUCACAAAUAAAUUUGCCAAGAUUACAUGGAUUGGACUGAGUCAACGGCAGGACAACGGGCAGUGGGUUUGGGUGGACGGGACUCCGCUGAACAGAAGCUUCUGGGCCCCUGGAGAGCCAAAUGACAAUGGAGGAAGUGAAAACUGUACUGAAAUAAUGAAACAUUUUAUGCGAAGGAGCUGGAAUGAUGCUCCUUGUCAAGAAAACAACUUUUGGAUCUGUGAGAAGAAUAUACAUUUCCUGUAACAAAAUGUAUUUUUUCCCUCAGUAGCAUCACGGUCUAUCUCACCUCAAUAGUCCACUAUAAUCUAUAGCAUUUUAUUUCUUUAUAUCAUCUGAGGGAAGAGAUGUUUUUGUGCAGCGAUGCAUUUUAUCAGAUUCUUUUUUUUUUGUUUUUAUUAGUGGCUUCUGGUCACGGUAUAAGAUGUGAUCAUCUUCUUUAGGAAUCAUGAAAUGAAUUUUGAGCAGACAAUAAUUCCCAAGGUUAAGGAAUGAAGUGCUGAUGUUUGAGCCUUCUGCUGUUGUCCUGUAUAGUUGCAGCUUCAAUCCAAACAAUAUUUUACCAGAAGUUUCUGGAUCAGGAAACCAGUUUAUCACGUGCAUAUGGAGCCCUGGAAGUCACAUGCACGACUUUAUUUUUUUUUUAUCCCGAAAUAACAUUUUUCUCGUGAUAAUUUUUAUCUCGAGAUAAUUCUUAUCUCAUCAUUACCGGAUUUUGUGAAUAAAUCUUGUCCUCCCACAAUCAGCCAGGACAAGUGCCAUGGACCGAAUGCGGUUGAUCAGCUUUUUUCUUCAUUUUGGUAUGACUCACACGGAGAGUCUAUAUAGCUUAGUCACAUAUGUUAUUAUUUUCAGCAGAAGGCACUUGAUCAGAGCGCUUAAAGCACAGCGACCUAUUCUAUAUUCUGACUUGCAGACAGUGAUUGACAACGUUGACAAACAGUUACGAAGCCAUGGGAGACAUAGUGGUUACAGGAUGUUUACAAAUGCUUUGAGAGGCAGUUGCACGUGCUGACAUUUGCAGUUGUGUCUUGAGAUAAAAAUG